AUGAAUGCGCAGUCUGUUUAUAAAAUAGGGAAAUAUGAUGACAGAAUUUUAAACAAGUUUUUAUUGGGCAUUGAUCAAGUUGCAAUGGCAUCAGAAUUGCCAUACGAAGUUGUAUCCCUUAUCGCAUCACAUGUUGAGAAUGAUAGCAGACUUACCGGAGCCUUAGUCUGUAAACAGUGGACAGAACCAUUUUUAAACGCACAUUGGUAUUCCUUUGGUAUCUUCCAGAUAAUAGCAGAUCGCAUUUGCGAUACAUCCAACCUGGAAAACAUAUAUUUAAAUAACGCGCAUAGAGUAUGUGAGCUAAGGCUUUCUGAUCGAUCAAUUAUCGAUAUGGAAUAUCGCCCAAAACUACGGCAAAAUUACAGUGGAAUAAAACGUCUUAAAUACUAUGAACCAAAUAGACGCCGCAGUUUUACAGAGAUAAUUGAUUGGAGUAUCUGGAAUUUUUUGUCGCAUCUGGAAAUACGUUUUCAUUGUCAAAGCGACAUUGUAUUGGAAGAUGUUUUUACGAGCCUAUCGGGAUCACCUCAUCUUAUUCACCUCACAUUACUCCAUCAGUACCUGUUAGAGAGUUCUGAUAUCAGGAACACUGUUUCGUGGCUAGAUAUCGAAUUACUCCACUUAAAGGCACCACAACUGGAAUAUCUAAACAUUGAUUUCGCGCACAUAAAAAUAUCGAAUUACGAGGUGAAUAAUAUAAGACAUGUUUUACCAGCACGUACUGUCACAAAAGCAAUAUUUGAUAAUGAUAAAAUUGACACUUCCUGGGUAUUUUACUUUGCGCUCAAAUACCCAAAUUUACACCAUCUGGAAUUUAAAAACAAUGGCACCAUUUAUGGAACGCGCGAAGCUUACUAUGAAAAAACGUAUGAAAAAGAUAUACGACUACUAUCAACACUCGAUCAAUUCUUUCCUUGCUUAAAGAAUAUAAGCUUAGAUCCGUUAAAUUAUAAUUCUUGGCCGUUUUCUAUAUUCUACGACACUCUUCGGCACUUUGGCGUAAACGUUGAAAGAGCUAAAAUUCGUGUUAUCCACUGGGACCGAGCUUGGACAAGAAGUUUACACAGUUGCGUUGAAUUUAGUCCAAAAUCAUUGAGGGUUUUGUGGGCAGAUUUUGGUCACGAAUCUGUUAAUCCCGCAUAUAAAGGACAGAUUCCGAGUAUAUUACCUUUAUAUCCAUGUCUGGUCGAGUUACAUUUCAUGGUCGUCGGUGGUAUUGAAAUCGACGUUAUGCUAGAUAAAUGUCCAUCAUUGCGAUUAUUGGACAUACAUUUUUCCUCAGUACGCAUCUCUGAGAAGCCAAAUCACAACCCACACCCUCUACAAAGAUUAAAUCUACAUAAUCUGCGUACGGCCACGCCAAUCUUUAAAUAUUUAUCCUUCCGUUGCAAGCAACUUUUAUUCAUGAAAUUAGAACAUGUUGAGUUUGAGAUAUCUGAAUCUACGAAAAACAGGGAGAUUUUUAUUGAGAUGCCGUACACCCAGUUGGACACACUUAUCCUCUAUAGUAUAGGAACAUAUCGUGGCUUUGUAAAGCAUUUUGUUAUUAAACAAGAGGAUAACAUCGAUGUUAGUCAAUUAGACUUGACCAACCAGCAACAGCCUAUACGAUCAAGCUGGUAUCACAUAUGCAAGGGCGAGACAAAACAUUUUGCAUGGGAACUUGGGAAACGAGAGGUUGAAUACGCUCAAAGAUUCUUCCAAGACGUUACGAACUUUGACAGUGAUGAGAAUAAAAUCAUGGGUUACAGCAACAUAAGUUACAGUUCUUCUCUAAAGAAAGAUUGGAAAUCAGAUCUUAAAUAUGGCUACUUUUCUCUUCGAGUCAAAUCUGUUAAAGGCUAUCAUCUUGACAAAGAAGAAUUACUCGAAAAGAGUUAUUCAUUGCCGAUAAUGUAUUUGCCAUCCGUACAAUAA
Phycomyces blakesleeanus NRRL 1555(-) is the source of this 1920-nucleotide messenger RNA. RefSeq lists its product as hypothetical. The coding region runs from base 1 to 1920 and encodes 639 amino acids. The transcript has 3 exons. The record is from RefSeq and is a predicted model, not a curated record. Lineage: Eukaryota; Fungi; Mucoromycota; Mucoromycetes; Mucorales; Phycomycetaceae.